This is a messenger RNA of Lactuca saligna, 2788 nucleotides long. The record is from the annotation of a GenBank genome assembly. Lineage: Eukaryota; Viridiplantae; Streptophyta; Magnoliopsida; Asterales; Asteraceae.
AUGGUUAAAAUAUUGUAUUUUUUAAUAAUUUAUCCGUAUAUAAACUAAUUUUAAUAAAAAAUAACACAUCGCCUAGUCUAAGUCAUGGUAUGGGCCUAUGGGGAAUGUUAGGCAUUGCCUCCAUGACUCCAUCAACCAUUGAAGGAAGAGAUUAGAGAAUAAAUAAAUAAAUAAAUGUCGAAAUCUUGGUCCAAAUUGGCCAAUCUCCUUCUCCUCUUCAAUUUUCUAAUUACCAACUACCCAAAUUGUCAUAUAUUAAGCUCCAGAAUCACCGAGUUAGAUGUAGAUUGGUCUUGUUGUCUACAACCAUACUCAAGGUGAUAAGCAAACAGAUAAAGAAAAAGUCAUCAACUCUUCAUCGAUCAUUGCAGAUAAUCUGUUUGCUUAAUUGUCUCAAAGAAAUGAGUACAGAAUACGCCACCGAUGAACCUCUUCUUUCUUCAAGCAAACAAGAUAAUGGCUUCAAUUACGUCAUCCAGACACGUUUUUUGGUCAAAUUCACCAGAUGGGUUCUCAAGUUCGCAAUGUGUUCAAUUUUCUUUGCUUGGAUUACUUUCUUAUUCUUACUUCCAUCAAAUUCCGUGAGCGACUUCGCUGAGAAAUAUGUCGACUCUACUUCCGGAUCGGUUUUUUGGGUUUCAGGAAGUAUAUUUCUUUAUGGAGGUCCACUAUUCAUCAUUGCAUUUCUUGCUAUACUUUACCUUCGGAUAUCUGGUGAACAAGAGUUUGAAGAGAAAAAGAAACCAAAACACGCAACUUUACGCUUGUGGACAUUCCCAGUUAUUGUAGAUGGACCAUUUGGAGUUGUUACAGCUGCAGAGUUGAUUGUAAUUCUUUUAGUUGUUGUGUAUAUCAUUUGUGCGCUUUCAGUUUAUGCUAUUCAAAACUACAACCUGAUUCCCUACUAUGAGAGUCAAGGAAAAAGCCAUGUAAUGCUGAAGCACACUGGAUUAAGGCUUACAAAUAUCCCUUUUGAGCAUGCAACUCGAUAUCAUGUAUGGUUAGGACAUCUUACAAUGACACUCUUCACUCUUCAUGGUUCUUGUUAUUUCAUCUCAUGGAUCUUGGAAAAUCGUGUGCUACAUCAAGUAAUUGAUUGGAAGAAUAACAAGAUUGCAAAUCUGCCAGGUGUCAUCAGCCUAUCGGCUGGUUUGUUGAUUAUGAUAGCUGGAGGGUUGUUCCUGUAUAUGCUUGAUCGAUUUCUUAGAUUCUUUCAAUCAAGAAAGAGUGUUGAAAUACUCUCAGCUAAAUGUCUUCCAUCUGGCACUGUGGAACUUGUUAUAUCAAAACCUCAAGAUUUAAAGUACAAUGCCUUGAGUUGGGUUUUCCUCCAAGUUCGGGAAUUAUCAUGGCUACAAUGGCACCCUUUCAGUGUCUCAUCUAGUCCUCUAGAUGGAGACAAUCAUCUUUCUAUUCUCAUAAAAGUCCUUGGAAAUUGGACAAACAAACUAAAAUCUCAUAUCUUGAGUCUUCCUGAAGAUCAAACGGAUCUACAUGGACUCAUUCAACCAAAUUUGAAGCUUAAGGCAUAUGUAGAGGGGCCUUAUGGACACGAGUCUCCAUACCACUUGAUGUAUGAAAACCUUAUUUUAGUAGCGGGUGGGAUUGGGAUUUCACCAUUUGUGGCUAUCUUGAGUGAUAUUCUACACCGUAUUAAAGAGUGUAAACCUUGUAUGCCUAGAAAUGUAUUGAUAAUAUGGGCUGUUAAAACAUCAGAAGAACUUCCACUCCUUCACUCACUAGACUUGGAAUCACUCUUUCCAAACUUCCACACAAAACUGAAUUUGGAGAUUCAAACUUACAUUACUCAGGAAUCCGAACCCCCAUUGGAAGAGGGAAAUGAAGAGAAGUAUGCAACCCCUUUUGUCUAUUCUACCCCUAGCCGAUGUGGCAUGUCUGGAUUGGUUGGAACAGGAAACAUCAUUUGGUCUGGAACUUAUGUGGUGGUGUCCACAAUUGGUUUGGUGGUUUCUUUGACUUUGUUAAAUGUGUUUUACAUCAACACUUAUGAUGUAACAUAUCGUUGGUAUAAAGGGCUUCUAGUAUUGAUAUGCAUGAUUAUAAGUGUGAUUGUAUUUGGAGGCCUUGUGAUUUGUCUAUGGCAUCUUUCGGAUACAAAAACCUCAAAAAAAGAAAAAUCUUGGGACAAAAAUCAAACCGAUGAAAUACAACACAAGAAGUCUACUACUUCAUGCAAGCAUUCAUCAGAAGAAAGUUUUGUCAAAACCACAAAAUAUGGUCAAAGACCUGAUUUAAAAGAAAUUUUUGGGAGGAUGUGUGAGCGAUGGGGAAAUGUAGAUAUUGGGGUGAUUGUAUGUGGGCCCACGUCUCUACGCUCAAGUGUUGCUAAAGAGUGCAGGUGUAAGAAUUUUGGAAGGAGGAGCAAUAAUCCAGUCUUCCAUUUCAACAGCCACAGUUUUGAUCUGGGUUUACCAUUUAUAUCAGCAAAAGAAGAAACUGUCCCAAGUCAAGAGAAGACAAAAUGGCAUUAAAAGGUGGUUUAAUAUAUUGGGAAAUCAAUAUAUUUGGAGAAGCCUUUUAUAUUUCAUAUUAUAAAAGUGGAAAAAAAGAAGAAAAGAAAGACAUGAAUCAACAUACAAGAGGAGAUAGAUACACAUAGGCGAACAUUUAGAAAGGAAUUACUUUGAUAAUAUUAAGAGAAACUUACAGUUUAGAUGCUUUGUUUUUCCUAAAAUUAUGAUGUUUGUAUAACUUCAUAGGUACUAACAUUAAAAAGAAAUAUCCAAACACAAAAUUUACAGGAAAAUUCCAUGAGUUUGAGAAAGUC